AUGCAAAUCAUGCCAAAUAUCGCCAUCGCAGGACUUGCCUGUGAAACUUCUACCUUUUCUCCGGCUCGCACAUUAGCCCCAGCAUUUCAUCCACGACGGGGUAAGGAGGUGAUCGAUAAGUACGCCUUCCUCCACCACGAAACAGAACUAGGGAGAUGUGCAAAUUGGCAUGGGGCACUUAUUGGACAUGCUCUACCCGGUGGAAUUGUCGCUCGAGAGUCAUUUGAGGAGCUUGCUAGCGAGAUAAUCACUCGACUGAAAGACAUUCAAAGAACGACCAAAAUCGAUGGGCUUUGGUUCGAUAUACACGGGGCUAUGUGUGUCGAAGGGAUGGAUGACACAGAGACUGAACUUCUCCAGCGGAUUCGAGAUAUAAUUGGGCCUGAAGUACUUGUGUCAGCCUCGAUGGAUCUUCAUGGAAAUGUUUCCAGACGGUUGGCGCACCAGACUGAUCUCAUUACCUGCUAUCGGAUGGCACCACAUGAGGACGAACUGGAGACCAAAGAGCGAGCUUGCAAGAAUCUUGUUCAAAUGCUAACUCCUACUCGUGGAAAUCCAGGGAGACCUCUGAAAGCGUGGGUGCCCAUUCCAAUUCUUCUGCCUGGUGAACAGACAUCAACUCGCAUAGAGCCUGCAAAGGGACUAUAUCAAUUGGUGGGAAGUCUCGCGGGAAGAACAGACAUCUUGGAUGUUGCGCUGUGGGUGGGUUAUGCCUGGGCGGAUGAGCCUCGUAACCAUGCAGUUGUCGUCGUUACAGGCUGGGGCGCUGAGCGCGUUACUGAAUUUGCGAAGAUGCUGGCAACUGCAUUCUGGGAGGCGCGUGAGAAAUUCGAUUUUGUUGCACCCACAGGCUCACUGAUGGAGUGCAUUGAUGCCGCGCUGAGGUCUCGCAGUCGGCCAUUUUUUAUUUCAGACUCAGGUGACAACCCCACAGCUGGUGGUGCCGGAGAUGUUACUUGGAGUCUGAAUCGAAUUCUUGGCCGAUCUGAAUUUCAAUCUUCCACUGGCCCCACAGUCAUUUAUGCUAGUAUUCCAGGACCGCAUGCAAUUGAUUUGAUUUUGAAAGCGGGAAUAGACGCAGAGUUACAAGUGACAGUUGGUGCCGAGGUCGACAACCUCCAUGAUGGCCCGAUCACGAUGACAGGACGCGUCCAUGCUAUCAGAUAUGGAGAUAAAGACGCCGUUAUUGAGGCAGUGCUGCAAGUCGGAAGUGUGUUCGUCAUCAUAACCAAGUUGCGGAAGCCUUAUCACCGCGAACAUGAUUUCACUCGGUUAAACCUCUCACCCCGAGAUACAGAUAUUGUGAUUGUGAAGAUCGGGUACUUGGAGCCUGAACUUUUUGAUAUGGCUACCGAUUGGCUACUAGCUUUGACCCCGGGUGGUGUUGAUCAAGAUUUGCCUCGCCUUGGUCACCGUCGUAUUCAUCGUCCAAUGUGGCCAUAUGAUCGAGAAUUCCCCGAGCCACCGGACUUGACCCCCUAUCUCAUUGCGAUGUCAAAUGAGCCACUUUAA
Messenger RNA from Penicillium verhagenii, 1512 nucleotides. Its product is annotated as M81 family metallopeptidase. Bases 1 to 1512 code for a protein of 503 amino acids. The record is from RefSeq and is a predicted model, not a curated record. Lineage: Eukaryota; Fungi; Ascomycota; Eurotiomycetes; Eurotiales; Aspergillaceae. The transcript is spliced from 2 exons.